Messenger RNA from Ceratotherium simum simum (southern white rhinoceros), 1947 nucleotides. NCBI's taxonomy places the organism in Eukaryota, Metazoa, Chordata, Mammalia, Perissodactyla, Rhinocerotidae. The record is from RefSeq and is a predicted model, not a curated record.
CGCAGAGCGCAGUUCCGACCCACAGCCUGGCACCCUUCGGCGAGCGCUGUUUGUUUAGGGCUCGGUGAGUCCAAUCAGGAGCGCAGGCUGCAGUUUUCCGGCAGAGCAGUAAGAGGCGCCUCCUCUCUCCUUUUUAUUCACCAGCAGCGCCGCGCAGACCCCGGACUCGCGCUCGCCUGCCGGCGCCCGCCGCCUUUCUCCGCGCUCGGAAGCACCCGCCGCCGCGGCUAUUCUCCAUGCGCAGCGCCCACCCGAGGAGCUAGAAGUCUGCUUGGAGAGGCGCCGGACCGUGGAUGGCCUUGACUGACGGCGGCUGGUGCCUGCCGAAGCGCUUCGCGGCCGCGGCGGCGGACGCCAGCGACUCCGGAGCCUUUCCAGUGCGGGAGCUCUCCACGCCGCCUUCCCCCAUCUCCUCCUCGUCCUCCUCCUGCUGCUCCCGGGGUGGGGAGCGCGGCCCCGGCGGCACCGGCAACUGCAGGACGCCGCAGCUCGACACGGAGGCGGCGGCGGGACCCCCGGCCCGCUCGCUGCUGCUCAGCCCCUACGCCUCGCAUCCCUUCGGGGCUGCCCACGGACCUUCGGCGCCCGGGGUCGCUGGCCCCGGGAGCGCCCUGUCGAGCUGGGAGGACCUGCUGCUCUUCACUGACCUCGACCAGGCCGCGACCGCCAGCAAGCUUCUGUGGUCCAGCCGCGGCGCCAAGCUGAGCCCCUUCGCACCCGAGCAGCCUGAGGAGAUGUACCAGACCCUCGCCGCCCUCUCCAGCCAGGGGCCGGCCGCUUACGACGGCGCGCCCGGCGGCUUCGUGCACUCGGCGGCCGCCGCGGCUGCAGCGGGCGGCAGCCUGGCUGCGAUGGGCGGCCGUGAGCACCAGUACAGCUCGCUGUCGGCCGCGCGGCCGCUGAACGGGACGUACCACCACCACCACCACCACCACCACCCGAGCCCCUAUUCGCCCUACGUGGGCGCGCCGCUGACGCCCGCCUGGCCCGCCGGACCCUUCGAGACCCCGGUGCUGCACAGCCUGCAGAGCCGCGCCGGAGGCCCGCUCCCGGUGCCGCGGGGCCCCAGCGCAGACCUGCUGGAGGACCUGCCCGAGAGUCGCGAGUGCGUGAACUGCGGCUCCAUCCAGACGCCGCUGUGGCGGCGGGACGGCACCGGCCACUACUUGUGCAACGCCUGCGGCCUCUACAGCAAGAUGAACGGCCUCAGCCGGCCCCUCAUCAAGCCGCAGAAGCGCGUGCCUUCCUCCCGGCGGCUUGGAUUGUCCUGUGCCAACUGUCACACCACCACCACCACUUUGUGGCGCAGAAACGCUGAGGGCGAACCCGUGUGCAAUGCUUGUGGACUCUACAUGAAACUCCAUGGGGUGCCUCGACCGCUUGCUAUGAAAAAAGAGGGAAUUCAAACCAGGAAACGAAAACCUAAGAACAUAAAUAAGUCAAAGGCUUGCUCUGGUAAUAGCAAUAAUUCUGUUCCUAUGACUCCAACCUCCACCUCUUCUAACUCAGAUGAUUGCAGCAAAAAUACUUCCCCCACAACACAACCGACAGCCUCAGGGGCGGGCGCCUCGGUGCUGUCUGGAGCGGGAGAGAGCACCAAUCCCGAGAACAGCGAGCUCAAGUACUCAGGUCAAGAUGGGCUGUACAUCGGCGUCAGCCUGGCCUCGCCAGCUGAAGUCACAUCAUCCUCGGUGAGACAGGAUUCGUGGUGCGCCCUCGCCCUGGCCUGAGCCGGCUCCGGGAGCGGGAGGGCGCACGACCUGCGGUGAUUUUGUCCAGCAGUCCAGACUGGGGCGAGUAUGCUGACCGAACAUUCCUCUGACGCGUGAUUUCCGUGCCUUUAUUUUGAAAGAGAUGUGUUUCCCAAGAGGCUCGCUCUGCCUUACCACCCAGCCCCGUCUCUGAAGAGCAGGAGAGAAGAUGGAGCUGCCGGGCCAGGCCGGUGCA